AUGUGUUCAGCAUCUGAGUCCGUGUGUAAUGAGACAGAAGCGGCUGCGUGGCUGGAUAACAUCAGCUUCUGCAGCGGCUUCUGUCAGUGGAUCGACGAAGAGUUGAUCGAUUCACUGCCAGCUGACUCCCAGCAGCCUGUCGAGUCAACAAGGGCUUCAGAAGCAGAAGCAGUGAGUGCACAGCCUUCUGCUGAGAAAAGCCCGACAGAGAUUCGUACUGGAGGCAACAGGAGGAGCAGAAUCCAUGCGUUCUUCAAGAGAGCCUGGAAGGCCGUGAAGAAGCCGUUCCUCCGCUGCAGACGGACACGAGUGGAGUCUGAUCCUGAACCGGCGUCUGUCCCGGGACCCUCUGAGCUCCAGAACGAGCCUGACACCGAGCGCACAUCUGCUCCAGAUCUCCCCGACUGGAGGCCAACUACCAAAUCUUUGCACAAAUUGUACACAAUGCAAGAUUUGAUAGGAACAGGAAGCUUCGGCAAGGUGUAUAAGGCAAUCCGAAAAUCUGACGGUCGAGAGGUUGCCAUUAAAACAACACGGAAAUGGAACAACAGCUGUUCUCUUCAAAUACCUGGUUGUUCCAGACGUCUGGCUACAGAAGUGGGGCUGAUGCUGAUGUUGAGACGUCCUCCAGUGUGCCCCUACAUCAUAGAAAUGUACGAGUGGUUCGAUCGGCCCCUGGUCUUCUCGCUCGUUCUGGAGUUCCCUCAACCCUGCGUGACCUUGCGAGAGUUCAUCAUGGAUUCGUCAGGACUGAGUGAAGCGGUCGCGCGUGGCUUCAUGCGUCAGUUAGUCCUGGCGGUGCAGCACUGCAUAAACCACGGCGUGUUUCAUAAUGACGUCCAUGCUGACAACGUCCUGGUGAACACCGACACUCUGGAGCUGAAGCUGAUUGACUUCGGCUCCGGUCACCUGCUUGACAGCGCUGGCUAUGACAGCCUCAAAUAUAUAGGAGCAUUCCUGUUCUGCCCACCAGAGGUCUUCUCCAAACCCAAAUACUACGCCGUCCCAACAAACGUCUGGACUCUAGGUGUGACGCUGUACAUGAUGGUCAACAUAAAGCUGCCUUUUUCAAGUGUCAAGCAAAUAUUGAAAGCCUGUCCUUUCCCUUGGAAAGCUGACCUAUCCAGCGCAUGCAGUGAUCUGAUCCACCAGUGUCUGGAGCGCAGUCCAGCGAAGCGGCCCACGUUAGAGCAGAUCUUACAGCACCAAUGGUUUGAAAGUCAGCUCUAG
Messenger RNA from Carassius gibelio (silver crucian carp), 1230 nucleotides. RefSeq names its product serine/threonine-protein kinase pim-2-like. The transcript has 7 exons. The coding region runs from base 1 to 1230 and encodes 409 amino acids. Gene Ontology annotation, molecular function: ATP binding; protein serine/threonine kinase activity. Gene Ontology annotation, cellular component: cytoplasm. The record is from RefSeq and is a predicted model, not a curated record. Gene Ontology annotation, biological process: protein autophosphorylation; negative regulation of apoptotic process; regulation of mitotic cell cycle. NCBI's taxonomy places the organism in Eukaryota, Metazoa, Chordata, Actinopteri, Cypriniformes, Cyprinidae.